AUGGAUGAUAUUCUUGAGCAAUUGAACAACACUAUCAAAAGUAACACUCCAAUAAUUAAUGACAAUACCAAUAUCAUAUUUGGUGAAAAACAAUAUCCAAUUAAUGGCCAGGUAAAAUUCCAAAGUUCUACUCUAACACUUGGCCAAGUCUGGAUUUGUUUGAAGUGUAUUAAUGACGACUAUUCCGUAUAUUUGAAGCAGUGUAAGGAAGCCAACCUAAACCCUGUAAACAUUGGUAUUAAAAACUUAUUGAAAAGUUACUUCAAUGUUCAAGACACAAGCCUAUUCAAAACUUCAACAACCGGAGAAGUUAAACAAACAAAGAGAAAGAGAGAAUCAACAAAUGACGAUGACAAGAAAAGGUUGAAACCCUUUGAUUAUACCAAAAUUACAAUUCCUGAAAAAGAAUUUGGAGAAAAAGAACAAGAGUCAAAGCUAGAAUUUAUCAAGUUUUUAUCUAAUUCAUUGACGGAUGAUAUUAGUAAUGUAAACACAGAGCCUUUUUUACCAUAUUUAGAGUUUGAUAGACCACAAGUUUUAAAUUAUAUUAAUAACAAGGAAAUUCCAUUUAGUACCAGAAUUACACAAACUCAAAUUGAAAGAGAAUUUGUUGACAAGAAAGGGGAAAAUACUAAACAAUUAUCCUAUUUUACAAGCUAUUUGGAGAAUAUUAAAAGAUGUAAAACUCAUUUCACACAACACAAGAAGGAUGAAAAACAAAAGAGAAUCGAGAGAGAACAAUUAGCAAAACAACAAGGAUAUUCUCAGGAAAAUGCCAAGCUCAAUUUGAAAAUUAAGGGUACAUUUAACGAAAGAAAUUUGUGGAAUUCCGAAUUUGGUAAUGAAGACAUUAUGAAUGAAAUUCAAAUUGAUACUACAGGGUCAAUGAUGAUGAAAUCUGAUCCGGUCCUUGAGCCACUUUCAUCAGGUAACAAUACUUCAGCCCCACCUUCCACCACAAAUAAUACAUUCUCCACAAAUAUUGAUGAAACAAUCAAAAAGUCAGUUCCAAGUACUUCUAAACAAGUUAAAAAGCCUCUUCCAAUAAUUUUACUUCCUCCUGGCAGAUCCUCUCUUUUGACACUCUAUAACAUUAAGGAUUUCCUUCAAAGAGGAGCUUUUGUUUCGACAGACGAAAAGAAGAAAAAUAUUGAUCCAACCACACCAAAACCUAAGGAAGUUAUUAUCAAACACGCCAAGACAGGAACUCAAUAUCUUGUAUUGGACACCACUAAGAACCUUCAUAAGAAUGAUUGGGAGAGAGUAGUAGCCAUUUUCACAAUUGGUCAACUCUGGCAAUUUAAAGAUAGCAAUAAUUGGUUUUCUACAGACCCUUCUAUUAUCUUCUCCAAAAAGAAAGGCUUUACACUUGCCUAUGAAGGAGAAGCUUUGCCUCAAAAUACUCAAAACUGGAAUGUCGAAAAACUGUAUAUUAGUAGAUUAGAUUCAAAGAGACACACAGAUAGUACUGUAGCAAGAAAAUUUUGGAGCUCCCUAGGAAUGGAAUAA
Naegleria gruberi is the source of this 1509-nucleotide messenger RNA. RefSeq lists its product as uncharacterized. Bases 1 to 1509 code for a protein of 502 amino acids. The record is from RefSeq and is a predicted model, not a curated record. Gene Ontology annotation, biological process: transcription elongation by RNA polymerase II; positive regulation of transcription elongation by RNA polymerase II. Gene Ontology annotation, cellular component: Cdc73/Paf1 complex. Lineage: Eukaryota; Heterolobosea; Eutetramitea; Acrasida; Naegleriidae. Gene Ontology annotation, molecular function: RNA polymerase II complex binding. The transcript has a single exon.